UGUCAUUCUUCAUUCAUAAUUUAUACUUUAAAUUUCAACAUAACCUUUGUCUUCUAAUUAUUUUAAUGAUAAAUAAACAAAUAUUUACAUAAAAUAUGAACGGGAGGUUAAUAAUUCGUACGAUUUAUUGUAAUUUCACUCGUAAAACACCUAUUAACCACGAUGUUUUUUCAUAUAAACCGGCAUUUUUUGGUGUUUUUGCUAACAAAUUGUCUACCAAAACAGAAACCAAGUUUGUGGAGAAAAAACAUUGUAAUGUAGGAACUAUAGGACAUGUGGACCACGGGAAAACGACUCUGACGGCUGCGAUAACUAAAGUGCUUGCUAAUGAUGGUCUUGCUCAGUUUACUUCGUACGACGAAAUCGAUAAAGCACCAGAAGAAAAAGCUAGAGGUAUAACUAUAAAUGCCGCGCACGUUGGCUAUAACACGAAAUUGCGGCAUUACGCACACACGGACUGUCCCGGUCACGCCGACUACGUACGCAACAUGAUAUCCGGUGCAUCGCAGAUGGACGCAGCAAUAUUAGUUGUAGCGGCCAACGAUGGGCCCAUGCCUCAAACGAGAGAGCACUUACUACUGGCGAAACAAGUUGGAAUACAAUACAUUUUGGUGUAUGUUAACAAGGCAGAUUUAGUUGAUGAUGAGCUUCUAGAACUAGUGGAGAUUGAAAUGAGGGAAUUACUGUCUGACUUUGGUUAUGAUGGAAGCAGUGUCCCUAUGGUAUACGGCUCUGCACUGAAGGCGUUAAAUGGAGACGAAUCGGAAUUAGGUGUUCCUUCUAUAAGAAAACUUUUAGACACUAUGGACAAAUAUAUACCACCGAUAGUGAGAGAUCUACAGUCGCCAUUCCUUAUGCCCAUAGACAAUGCGUUUACAGUGCCAGGAAGGGGCACUGUUGUCGUUGGCACGAUAAAACGGGGUAUAAUGAAGAAAAAUGACGAAUCAGAUUUGAUGGGAUUUGGUUACAAUAUUAAAACAACACUGUCUGAUAUACAGAUAUUUAAAAAGAGCGUACCCGAGGCAGUAGCGGGCGACAAUGUAGGUGUAUUAUUAAGAGGGAUGAAAAUAAAAGCAGUGGAGACCGGUAUGCUACUGUGCGCUGCCAAAAGUUUCACGCUGAGCAACCAUUACAAAGCCAAUAUUUAUUUCCUGACCAGGAACGAGGGAGGACGCAAAAAACCAGUGUUUUCAAAGUAUUCCCAACAAAUGUUCAGUGGAACGUGGAAUAUUGCUUGCAGAAUAGAUUUAGACCCAUCAAUGCACAUGAUGAUGCCUGGUGACCACGGCGAGGUAUACCUUACCUUACUCGAAGGUAUGGUUAUGACACAAGGCCAGCCUUUCACCAUCAGAGAAAACAAUGUAACCGUUGCUACAGGAAUUAUAACGGAAACAUUAGAAUCAAUUGAUGUUCCUAAAGGAAAAUUGGGAAAAGUAAUCAUGAGAUAUAAUUAAGAAUAUGUGAAGUUAUUGUACAUAGUAUGUAGAUAUGUUAUUAAUAAAUUAUUGUUUUAUU
Messenger RNA from Galleria mellonella (greater wax moth), 1515 nucleotides. RefSeq names its product elongation factor Tu-like. Gene Ontology annotation, biological process: mitochondrial translational elongation. NCBI's taxonomy places the organism in Eukaryota, Metazoa, Arthropoda, Insecta, Lepidoptera, Pyralidae. The coding region runs from base 96 to 1454 and encodes 452 amino acids. The transcript has 6 exons. Gene Ontology annotation, cellular component: mitochondrion. The record is from RefSeq and is a predicted model, not a curated record. Gene Ontology annotation, molecular function: GTPase activity; GTP binding; translation elongation factor activity.